This is a messenger RNA of Diaporthe citri, 1746 nucleotides long. RefSeq lists its product as uncharacterized. Lineage: Eukaryota; Fungi; Ascomycota; Sordariomycetes; Diaporthales; Diaporthaceae. The transcript has 2 exons. The coding region runs from base 1 to 1746 and encodes 581 amino acids. Gene Ontology annotation, cellular component: endoplasmic reticulum membrane. The record is from RefSeq and is a predicted model, not a curated record. Gene Ontology annotation, biological process: glycolipid translocation; dolichol-linked oligosaccharide biosynthetic process.
AUGGCAGGGGAUGACGGCGAGGCAAAGGUGGUACGGGGCGCCUCGCUUCUGAUCCUGCUGCAGGUCUUCUCGCGCGCCGUCACCUUCAUCGCCAACCAGCUCCUCCUGCGCUUCAUGACGGCGUCCCUCCUCGGCGUCUCCACCCAGCUCGAGGUGUACUACCUGUCCGUCCUCUUCUUCGCGCGCGAGAGCCUGCGUGUGGCCAUCCAGCGCCAGGGACCCUUGACAUCUGAUUCGGCACCGGUCACCAAGGACGCAAAGCCCAAGCAAGGCGAUGGCAAGCAGGACGCUCGGGCUCAGGAGACCCAGGCCGUGGUGAACCUGGGCUACGUCGCCAUCAUACUGGGCCUCGCCGUCGCGGCGCUGCUGGGGUGGAUGUACCUCGGAUCCAUCCCCGCCGCCACUCUCCUCAGCACCCCCUACCUGGUCCCCUCGGUCUACAUCUACGCGCUCGCCUCGGUCCUGGAGCUGCUGUCCGAGCCGGCCUUUGUGGUGAUGCAGGUUCGUCUGCAGUUCGGGGCGCGUGCCUCAGCCGAGGGCGUCGCCACCUUUGGGAAGUGCGCGGUCACCCUCGCCGCGGCGGUCUGGGCAUCCCGGAACGGCGUCGAGCUGGGCGUGCUGCCCUUUGCGCUGGGCCAGGUCGCCUACGGAUCCGGCUUGCUCGUGACAUACACCUGGUACGGCACAGGGCUUGCACACAGGGAGGGCUUCUCUCUUCUCCCGAAGCAGUUGGGCCAGGGGAGGGAAUACAUACUGUCCUACUUCUAUCAGCCGACUGUCAAGCUCGCGUCGUCCAUGAUGGUGCAGAGCUUUGUCAAGCACAUCCUGACACAGGGCGACACAUUCCUCGUCAGCGCCCUGUCCACUCCCACCGCACAGGGAGUCUACGCGCUGGCGAACAACUACGGCGGCCUCGCGGCGCGGUUGGUCUUCCAGCCCGUAGAGGAGAGCAGCCGGAACUACUACAGCCGCCUGCUGUCCAGCGACGGCGAGCCCUCGCCAUCGGCACCAACCGCGGAGAAGCAAACAGCAGAAAAGGAUGAUGUCACCAGCGGGCCGCGCCCAUCCAAGACAGCACUGGCCCAGGCCUCCGAGAACCUCACCAGCCUGCUGCGGUUCUACACCUUCGCCUCGGUGCCCUUGCUGGCCCUCGGCCCCACGGCGGCGCCCCUCGUCCUGUCGCUGAUAGCCGGCCCCCGGUGGACGGCCUCGGGCGCGGGGGAGGCCCUCGCCGCGUACGUCUACUACAUCCCUCUGCUGGCCAUCAACGGGCUCGCCGAGGGCUUUGUGGCGUCCGUCGCCACCGAGGCCCAGGUGCACCUGCAGUCGGCGUGGAUGACGGCAUUCUCGGUCCUGUUCGGGGUUAGCGGUUACGUGUUCCUCAGCGUGCUCGACUGGGGCGCCGUGGGGCUCGUCUGGGCCAACGGGAUCAACAUGGCCGGGCGCAUCGUCUGGGCCCUGUGGUUCAUCAAGCGCUACUUCGCGCAGAGGGGCGCGCGGUGGGAGGUCACGGCCCUCUUGCCCAAUCCGCUGGCGGUGCUGGCGGCUGCGGUUGCGAGCCAGGUCGUGAGGAGGGUUGUGAAGUCAGAAAUCGCUGGUACGGGUGUGAAGGCUGUUCUAGGGGAGCUGGUCAAGGUCGCGGGCACCGCGGUGCCUUUCAUUGGUGUCUUGGCAUUCGCCGAGCGCCGGUUCCUCAUCCAGUGUUACCAAGCUGUCCGGGGCAGCAGACCCCAAGCUUCAAAAUAG